UAAAUAAUAAUAUCUAGGUACCAUGUAGUUUGAAUGGCUGCCAAAAAGACACUAUGGCUACAAGUUAGUCUUUCAAGUAACUUGGCCAAAAAGAAAAAGGUAAAAAUCCCAUUUGAUGAUGGUGAUUAUGAAAAAGCUUUUGAGGUUCUUACAGAUACAUGUAGAAAUCUUUUAAAUCAACAUCUCAAAUCACCUGAUGAAGCUCCUGAACUUGUAAUGGUGUACAAACCGGAAGAUGAGUUAGAAGGAGAUGAUACAGAAUUAGGAGAAUGUGAUGAUUUGGAGGGAAUGCUGGAUGAAUAUCCAUCCGGAAAAGGAGUACGUGUUAUCAUAAACACAGAUGAGUUUGAAGAUAGGUCAUUCUUUGUUGGUACUACUCUACAACAAAGUAACAGUAAGGUGUCCUCGUGGUUAGCUCAUGGUGCUACAGCUACUGAUUCUGAUACAGAUGAGAAAUUGAACAGGAGUUCCCGUACUUCAAGCCCUGGCACCAGCCAACCACGGAAGCGACAGAAAUCCUAUCCUGGACAAAGCACACAAAAGCAACCUAAGACAGAAACAGUUCAGAAGCCAAAUUCGUCCCAAGAAACCAGCCCAGAAGUUUCUGCAAAUGACUUUCUACGGGACUUGGAUGGGAAAGAUGGAGGAUCGAGUGCCAUCCCACAAUCUGACAUAGACCGAACACUAGAUUCAAGUGGCAGCGAUGUUUUUGUUGUUAUUGAUCGACCUCAUGAUGUACAAUUGAUGGAAGUGGAUGAGAGUGUACAAAUGGUGGAUGAGAGGGAUACAAAAUCAGGAGAAGUUGAUGAGAGUAUCGUUAUACUAGAAGCCCCAUCUAGUCAAUUCAACAGAGAUGGUGGAGAAUGUUUACAAUCUGAAACAACUGAUAUUGUUUCAACCGAGCCCCAUCAAGUUCAACCCUAUAGUCCCGAUAAGACUGUGACUUUGACAAGCGACGAUACUAUUAGUGAUAUCAACAGCGUCCCUUACCUUUCAACUGAGGAAGUGAAAGUGACUUUGAAGGACUCUGACCUUGACACUUUAAAAGAGGAGUUAAUUUAUGAAGAAAUCCCGGGAAGUGACGCGGGCGAGGAUCAAUUGAACAAAGGAGAAAGUGAAGAAGUAGUGCCUCCUAAAGAUAACAGUGUGCCGAAAGACACAGAUAUCGUACAUGUCCGGGAUAGAGAGAGCUCUGAAGAAGUCGAUGGACCUGCAGUACCAGAGCCCAAUGUAAAUAAUUCCAAGACAAUUGAGGAGAAUGAUAAGGAUGAAAAUGCCAGCAAACGACAGAAAGUUGCUGAUGCUCCUCCAGAGGGCGUUGAAACAGAUGGACCAAAAUCAGAGACAACUCCUAACACAGCUACUCCUAACACAGCUACUCCUGGCGAUACAGCAGAUUCUAUGUCAGAUAUUGAAACAAAGAAGAAUCCUCCUUCUGAAAUCCCAAGUGUUACACAGUCCGGUCAGUUAUUUUCUAAAGAAGAGGUUUCAAAAGUUGUAACUGAAGAAGUUGUAAGACCUUCACCUAAUGCUGAUUCAACCCCUUCAACUGAAGAUGUUUCAAAACCUACUAAUGAUGCUGUUUCAAAACCUUCAACUGAAGAGGUCUCGAAAGCUGCAACUGAUAAGUUUCCUGCCGAUGACAACAAGCCUUCUCCGCCUGUUGUAGAAAGAGAAAUAAGUACAGAAGAAAGACAGCAAAUGUUGAGUAUGUAUAUUACGCAGAGCUUGAACCUAUCAUCCCCACAAGAAAGUUCGGAAACCGACGAUCCAAACCUGAGCAAUAAUAUCACGUACAGUACCAAAAAGUCUACUGGAGGCUCCAGUACUGAAAUCAUAACUUACAGACGUACACCAGCUCCUGGAAUGAUAAGCUAUCGUGAUGCUCUGAGUGGACAACCUAAGCCAAAACGAAAAGGAUUAACUGGGACUAUUGUAGACACAUUCAAACAAGGAUAUCAAGCCAUAACGGACAAAAUAACAAGCAAAAAGAUCAACGUUAAUUUCAUCGUCCAUGCUAAAGUUGCACAAAAAUACUUAGCUCUAGCUUAUGCUAUUGGCAGUGUAAGCGCAAGUUGGAAGCAAGUGGAGUGCAAAGAAUUUCUCGGAAAACCAGGAAGUGACGCUAAGGUCUUUAAAGCCAUCAUCGAAGACGUUCCUGAGGAUUCUCGAAUAUUGUACAAGUUCCUCAAAUACUCAGUCUCAUAUUUAUACGCUAAUAAUGUGCAAAACGAGUGGGAGUAUCUAGAUCGCAAUCAAUUCCAUACGGAUGCUCACCAGCAUGCAAAUAGACUUGUUGUUAUCGAAAACGAAAGCAAGACAGUGUACGUGGCUGUGAGAUUCUCUUAUGUUAGCGAAUCGCAGCUUUUUCAUCAGUAUCUAGCUCUCCUUCAAGUUAUUCAAAGUCAGAACCACUCCAAUUUGGACAUAUGUAUCCAGUUGGACUCCUUUGUAUAUGAAACACUUGUAGUCAUUCCUGAAGUCAAACAUCUGUUCAAAGAAAACUUCCAAGGGCUCACGAGAACCAUAUUUAAACAUAGCAACGUGAAAUCUCGUCUAAUGUUACUUUGGCUCCUACCUAAUUUCUCAAGAAGAGUUAAAGGACAACAUAGGAAAGACACUUUGGAUGUGUCAACUGUUAAGGAAUGCACUAAAAUGCUCAUUCCCCUGGUAGAAGAUGGUUUAGAACCUCCAAUAUGCGCGGCUGCUUUAAAGAAGCUGGAAAGGUUAUUAACUAUUCAUCAAGAAGACUGCCCACAGCUUGUGAUACCGCUGUAUGUGAUGAGGAACAAAGUAAAAGAAUCCGGAAUCAUGGAGGAUGAAGAUGACUAUAUGAUGGGACAUCGCUUUAACGAUCACUUUGAUGAUGCCAGAUUCCCACUUGACAGAGAUUUCUUUGUUGAAAGCAAAGAGUAUUUGAAAAAGGUGUCUGGUCUGCUGAAGUUCUGUGCUAGGUCGGCAGAUCUUAGCGGGCUAACAUAUCUUGUGCAAACCUAUCCAAAAGAUGUUUCUGUGGACCUGAUCGUCAGUUGCGUCAGAAACUGGGACAUAGAAUCAUUUGUGAGCUCAUCCAUGAUGACGGAAAAGAGCAUUAAAGCUGCUGCAAAGCUGAUAUCUAAACAUGUUCUUUAUAACCUAGACAGUAUAAAUGUGACAGAAAAUCUAGAGCAGAUUCUUGACCGAUGGGGUAGAAGGCUUCAUGAGUAUACAAUGAGAAGAAACGUUAGUAAAAGAGAAACUAGGAGCUCAAUUGCAUACAGUGCGAUUUUUGGAGGGACUGCUAAAGAUGAGAGCUGGUUUAGAAUUGCAGCAAGCAUUUUCUCGGGUUUCUGGCAAUGUUACAUCAUCUCUACAAUCAAGUGGAAGAGCCCCAUCAAAGACGUUCAUUCUGCGCUCUUAAACUCCCUGCCACUCACUUGGUGGACGACUCUAUUCGAGGGAGUCCUCAAAACUACGCCUUUAUCGGAAAAUAAAGAUGAGCUCUAUGACGAUAAUUAUCAAGCUGAAGCUGAGAAAUUCAUUCUGGAAAGAUUCAGAAUUUUCAUGAACAACAAAGAUGACGAAGAUAAAAAGAAGCUAAUCGAAGAUGAUUCAUUCCUAGACGAAGUGAAAGUUCCUCAAAAAAUGAUCAAUGUGAUGAUAGACACCUUACAAUCCUUCAUCAUAAUAUAUUUGAAAGAUAACCAAAGGUUCUAUAACUCAUCAAAGGGUUUUAUUAAGGCGUUGAGAGAAAUCCUCUUGCGAAAGUUUCCUACUGGGGUGAAUUACAGCCACCUUUUAGUAUCUGAUACUAACUCAACUAACUACUUUCCAUGGGAGAUGAUUUUUGAGCUGUCAGAGUUCAAAAAUAACGAUGUCGUUAAAGACGCUAAAGAGACACUUAAAGAUAGUUACGAAGAUAUCCGUUCCAGAGAUAUGACUUUACAGAUUCUAGAAAAGUUGAUUGACGAGAAUAGCCAAAUUAACAAUCGAUUUCAAUUCUUGGUUACGAAAGUUGUUAAAGUUCCUGCGACUGAUAUCAAGGCGGUGUUUACUGAGGUGGCAACAGAAUUUGGGGAAUUUCAGAUGAUUCUUCGCAAUUGUCAUUUACUGAUUGAAUCCUUCGGGAAGAACAAAAGCAUUGACGUGAGAAAUACAAUUCCUGCGCUCGAGCAUUUCUCUAAAAUGAAGAUCAAAGACCUCUGGACCCGAACAGACAGUAGGAGAUUUAAAGUACUGAGGCGAGGAUGUUUUAGCAAUUUAUCGGACGCUCAAAUUUUAACUUUACGGUAUGUGAAGAUGGUUGCGGAUUGCAGGCUUUAUGGGAUAUUGAUAACAAGGCAAUUCAAUGAGACCGAACCUGAACAGUGUAAUAGAGACGAUCUUCUUACUGACCUCGUGAUCAAGGCUUAUGAGCCAGCAUUUUCUAAACUCCGCGGAAUUAUUGAGAAUAUCGGAUCCGAACAAAUCCUACAAUCUGAGAUCAAGAAGAUCUUUAAUCACACAGUGUAUGGCACAUAUGGGGAAGUUAGGAAAGAUUUGUUGCACAUUUGCCACGCUGUCUCAGACUUGUACCCAGAGAGAAUAUCAGACAACACUUUUAAAAAGCUGGAGAUUAUUUUAUCUGAUCUGAAAAGUUCUUUUGAGAGUCUUGACUUGAUCAAGAAGACGCUCAAUAUAACAACAGUCUGGAAGGAUGUCGAAAAACUCCGCAAAACGGUUUGCAAAGAGCAGUUUGAGGAGGCACUCUCUGUUGUGGACGCGCAUUUAGACCUGAGGUUCUUCUACAAGCUACGAGAUACUCGGGAACUGGUGAACGGCUUUGCAAAGAGUCAGGAGCUUAUUACUUGGAUCAAGGAGAUAGCUAAAGAUGAGAAGGACAUCGGGACAUUCAUUGAUCUGGCAAAUACCCUGGAGGACGCUGCCACAUCUGACAGACUGUCGGGUCUGCAUCGUAUCAUACUCGCUAUCCGUCCUCUGGUGUUUGAUGUCAGAUCUGACGGCCAGUUCUCCGACUUUCAGAGAGCGUUUGAUAAGAUGUACAAGUUUGUCGAGGGAGAUACUCAGAUCACAGAUAGGCUGAUUGAUGUGACAGAAAAUCUGAAGUGGUUUAAAGAAAUGCAAGAUUUACAGACUGACACGACUAAGAGUUCAAUAUCUCAAGUUGAAAACAUGAAGGCAUAUGGACGCUUCAUUGUUGGGUGCAAUCAGAAACGAACAGGACUCUCUGACUUUUUUGAAGAGCGUAAGAUCGACGACUUGAUGAAAGCUGAGAUAGUGUACGAAAGUGGGGAUACAAAACACUUGAAGUACAAAGAUCUGAAGGAACUAAACGAUAAAUUGGUGCUGAUUAGCGGACAGCAGAAUUAUCACGAGAAAGUCCUCAGCUUCACCCAGGUGUUUGGUAAGUUGACACAGAUCUGUGAUGUGUACAAGGAGCUUAAUGAGUGUGGACAUGCUAACUAUCAGAAAUGGGUGUACGAGCGAGAUUUCAAGGAACCAGCCCAAGCUUGGGAAGAUGUCAACAAACUGCACAAAGAUAUGCUUCAUCAGUUGGAAGAAGAAAAGAACAAAAUAGAGGAUAAGAUCCGAGAAUAUGCAGCUCUUACAAAUUUUACUAGACUCCAGCUGCUGUAUCUAAGAAACAAGCUCAGUGUGUUCAAGGAGGACGAGCCACCCUCUUAUUACCAUGAGACCCUGAUCCUUCUACAGGCUAUUAGCCCUCAGGUCGUAAUGGAAGAUGUGAAGAGGCAGAUAUACAUUAUCCAAGAAGAAUUUGAAAGCACUCACGAAAGAGAUUUGCUGAGCAUAGACCAACUGGGGAAAAUACUGACAACACUAAUGCAAAAAAGAAAAGAAGACAAGGGGGUUCUAAAAGAUUACGAUCUUGGACGUGGAAUGAUAACUCUGCUGAAAGUUCCUGCUCGAGACAUGUUCAGAUGUGUUCUGUCUCUGUUUAUGCACGCUAACCGAGUACCCACUGCGGAGGAGGUCCUCUGUUGCACACAGGACACUACAGAAGAACAAAUUAGCGUCUUCCUCCGACGAGCCAUAUUUUCAAACAACUUCAGACAAAUAAACUGUCUAGUCAGCCCUGAGAAGCUGUCCUAUCAGCUGAACAAACACUUUGUGGACGAGUACGAGAGGUUGUCUAAAAACAGCACAUCAGCACGGCUCAACUACCUCUUACUGGUGAUUACUGUGGAGAACGUUCCAAGUGAGAUAGCGUCUUCUUACGUGUCCCGCCACAAACAGGUACCACUUGGAGACAUCAGGAGAAUAAAAGAGUUCACAGAAAAGACAAUCCUACAGAAUGAUCAAUGCAGAUGCGAUCCAAACAGACUGUCUGGAAGACUUAUUCAGUCCGAAGGGUCCGGAAACGGAAAAACAAGAAAAGCAAACCUAAUUCUGGACGAGUUUGCCAAGCAGUACACCUUAUGCUGUGUUCCCAUACACAAGCGGGAUUGUGAUCGGAAUAUCAUCGUUAAAGAGUUUCUGAGCCACAAAAGAGAUCCUGUCAGGAAUACCAUGUACUUGGUUGAUGUAUCACCUUCUGUUCGAGAGGGGGCUGACGUUUUUAUUUUCGAGUUGCUGAUUCUAAAGAAGAUAACAGACAGUGCGGGCAGAGUUUUUAGACCAUUCAAUGGUGACUACGUCCUUAUUGAGGGCCUCUUCUCCUCUGGACCCUUUAUCCGCAACUUCCCCAUAGACUUCACAAACUUCUUGCCUGUCUACGACUGUCUGAGUCCCCAACAAUCGCUGGAUAUUUACAGAACUAAACAGACAACACAACAUAAUCAGACGCUUCUGGAGGCAAAACAGUUCAAAUCAGAAAAGUGGCAAAGGGUCUAUCAAUACUUGCUGCAGUACCGCCUUACUGAAGGCACCAUGGCUAACUUUACCUUCUCCUUUGCCAAUCCACUGAUCGGAACUGAACACGAAGAAGGAUGUGUUGAUCUCUUCUUGAGAUUUGUAAAGAUAAAGGACCCAUCAUGGCGAGAACUUGAUAACUUCGUCUGCUUCCUCAACACACAGCUGCUCUGCUACGAGAACUGCAGUUUUACUAACACAAUCCUAGCUCCAGAGCUCGGGGCUCAGUUCAACGCUUUCGUAGUGAAGUUCAUGAUCACGAUGAGCGAAGAGUUUGCAACAAGAUCUCUUAAUAUCAGCGAAGGAGCUGACGUCCUGGAGGAACACGCUCUGGAGAAACUAUGGGACAAAACAUUCCAUCCUUACCUCUUCUUUAACAACGACGGAAUGAGUUUCACCUUCAUCGGCUUCAAGAUCCAAGCUCCUGGUGACCUUGUAGACGUGGUCACCGAUGAGAUCAGAGUUAAAGACUUUAUGAACCAGGAUUUGUUGGGUAGACUCCGAGGUCAGAGGGUAACAUUUAAAGAUGAUUACAGCGCUUACACUCCAGAGUUGUUGAUGAACAAACUGGAAUCUGUCCUUGAUCUGAGAUAUGGUAAAGUUAAAGCAGCUGUUGAUUACCAACUAACAUUGGAUAACACGAUCAAGAUUCUAGCGAUACAUAUGAGAAUGAGAUCAAACAUUCCGGUGGUGAUCAUGGGGGAGACGGGAUGUGGUAAAACCAGACUGAUUGCCUUCAUGUGCGACAUCAUUAAACAGAGUGUUUUGAGCAAGUAUGAAGAGGAAAAUGUUCCGGAGAAUGUCAAUAAUCUUAUAACAUUGAGAGUGCACGGCGGCAUAACAUCAGCAAUGAUAAGUGCUAAAAUAGCAGAGGCAGAGGAACAGGCUUUGUUCAACAAGGGUAUUGAUGAAAAGUUCGAAACCAUUGUCUUCUUUGACGAAGCCAAUGCUACAUCAGAGAUUGAUCUGAUCAGAGAGAUCAUGUGUAACCACACCAUCAAUGGCCGCAGAAUCAACUCAUCCAUUCGAUUCAUCGCAGCUGUCAAUCCAUACAGAAAACACACACCGGACAUGAUUGAGCUGCUGAAGAAAGCAGGGUUAGGUUAUAGAACUGGAGAAGCAGAUGUGGUAGAUCGUAUCGGAGACAUCCCUCUCCGAGAACUUGUCUACAGAGUUCACCCUCUCCCUCCCUCCUUGAAACCCCUCAUUUGGGACUUUGGUUCCAUGGAUAACACUACUGAAAAACAGUACAUCACACUGAUAAUAAAGUCUAGUUUAUCUGAGGAAUCUAUUAACGAGAGCUUCCUGCUGGGACUGGUUGACAUUAUUUCCGGUUGUCAAGAUGUUCUCAGAACUCGGACCGAUCAGUGCAGCUUCGUGUCUCUCAGAGAUGUCAACAGAUUUAUAGAGGUUUUCAAAUGGUUCAUGAAAAUGACCCCCAUAUUUGCUGAGUUAGCUAAAGAUCAAGCGGCCAAAGCUGGAACGGCUGAUAACUAUAACUUAUCUGACUUCCCACUGGUAGUUAUAUCAGCUAUCAAUGCUAUUGGAGUGUGCUACUAUGUCAGAAUAAGUGCGAGGGUGGAGUACCUUGAUCUUGUUGCUCCGUACUUUAGGAACCCGUUUCCUAACGUAAGAGGACACCAGUUACUAAAUACCAUCACCCGGACCCAGCGAGUCCUACUACACGAGAUGCUCCACAACUCUGGUGUUGGGUUUCAGGAGGAUGUUGCUGAGAAUGAGGCUCUUAGAGAAAACAUCUUUAUGAUGGUGGUGUGUAUUGAGCUGAACAUUCCUCUGUUUAUAGUGGGACACCCAGGCAGCAGUAAGAGUCUUGCUAAACUUAUCGUCAAGGGUUGUAUGUCCGGACUGAGCUCUAACUCUCAACUUCUCGAACAUCUCUGUCAGAUUCACAUGACCUCGUUCCAAUGCUCGCCGCAAUCAGAAGCUGAAGGUAUCGAAAGGACGUUUGAGUCGGCGAAGAAGUUUAUCUCAGAUGAAAAUAACACUCAGAACCGCAGGUUAAUGCCAGUUGUGGUGCUGGAUGAGAUAGGUCUUGCGGAGGAUUCCAAGAAAAUGCCUUUAAAAGCCUUACACUCCCUGCUAGAAAACAGUGGCUCCUCCGAUCAGACCAAAAUAGGAUUCAUUGGAAUAUCGAACUGGUCCCUAGACCCAGCUAAGAUGAACAGAGGGCUCUACGUGACUAGACAAUUACCCGAUUUAGAAGAACUGAAGUCGACAGCUAUAGAAAUAUGCAAAACAUCCAUGAGAGAUAAGCUUAAGGACCAGUUGGGAAAAGUCGCCGAAGUCUACAUGGAGAUCUAUGAAGACUUUAGUAAAAACGAUACUAAGUCUUACAUUGGUCUGCGGGACUUUUACUGCUUGGUUAAACAUCUGUGUAGGAAGGCCGAGGAGAAGGAUAGUUUCUUAACUUCGGGAGACAUCCUAAAUGGAGUGUACAGAAACUUUGGAGGAAUUUGUCGUGAUGCCAACUCCAAGGUCAUGAAGGCGUUUGAAAAACGAUUUAUUGUGCAGAACGAAAUGAAGCCUAAGACUAUUUCAAUGAUCAGAGAGAAUCUACACUCUAAGAAACUGGAGAGUGGAAGCCGGUAUCUUCUGAUAGUAACCCCGAAUCUGGAGACUACUAUAGAUACAGUUGAUCAGGAGCUGAGAAACAGAUACAAAAAAGAUGACAUCCAUGGACGAACUCCACAAAUCAAGUUCAACAGUGACUUUCCAGAUGAUGCCGACUACACUAAGAGAUGUAAGAUAAUAAACGACGUGAAGAACUCUAUAGAACGUGGUGAUGAUAUUAUGCUUAUUGACAUGGAGAUGAUUUACGAGAGUUUGUACGACGUUCUUAAUCAGUAUUACAAGGAGUGGCAGGGGAACAAGUAUGUUGAGAUCGCACUGGAGUCACACAGAGUCAACUGCAGGGUACAUGACGAGACUAAGAUCAUCUUACUCGCUCGUCCUGACCAGGCUGUCAAGUUUCCUAUUCCUCUUCUCAACCGGAUGGAGAAACACUACUUUACACUGAGGGAUAGUAUGACAUUGACAGAAACUAGGUACCGUUGUUAGAAAACUUGAAAACUGGGUAGAGAGUCUUACCAAAUCUAACUCAGGCAUCCUGGAUAACUUCCAGACAAACGAAACGUUUAUCGGAUACCAUCAAGAUACGACAGCAUCAUACGUCAAAACGGAGUGGAAGAG
Molecule: messenger RNA, 10059 nt
Organism: Bolinopsis microptera
Lineage: Eukaryota; Metazoa; Ctenophora; Tentaculata; Lobata; Bolinopsidae
Product: E3 ubiquitin-protein ligase rnf213-alpha-like
Molecular function (GO): ATP hydrolysis activity; ubiquitin-protein transferase activity
Source: RefSeq, a predicted model, not a curated record